Molecule: messenger RNA, 300 nt
Organism: Puccinia graminis f. sp. tritici CRL 75-36-700-3
Lineage: Eukaryota; Fungi; Basidiomycota; Pucciniomycetes; Pucciniales; Pucciniaceae
Exons: 1
Coding region: 1-300 (99 amino acids)
Source: RefSeq, a predicted model, not a curated record
AUGCUUUAUUCUAUCACGACUGGCGCCCCCGGCCGCAGAUUGGAUCGGGCGCCGCCACCUGUUGUUCAACACAUGGACUGGAGGCCGAGCCUACCGAACAGAGGGUCCGAAUUUGCGAUCCAAGCUGCCUCAUUGUACCGGGUCACAUGCCAUAUUGGAAAAGAUAGCUAUGCAACGACUUUUUUACACGGCUAUGCGGAAGAGAUCCACUUGGGAGUCAUCGAUCGAUCGGUAUCUAAAUAUGUAGUCCUCAAAUUCCAGUCGAAUAUACCAUUCCAACAAAAAACAAGACCAAACUGA